UGUUUGUUUGACAUCCUGAUCUGAAAUUCAUGCGGAGCUAUGCCAGCGGGAAGUGCUGAUGGGCUGGAUAGGCUGUUGGCCACAUCUAGCUCUUUGCUAGGAACUUUCUCCAUUGCCCUUCCAGAGAGGCGGCCACCCGAUGCUACUACACUUGCGCAUGCACGUGCUGCAGAAACCGUGCACUGGGUGGCUUCCUGGCUGCUGCGUGGUCAGGAGCUCGAGGUGGUGAAAGUACAAACCCCCUACCUGUGUGAAAGUGCCUCUGACCUGCUGAGCUACUAUGAGUCCUUGCCGUUGGAACGCAGGCUUGAUGGUUUAUUCGGAGUCCUGCUGACUUUGGAGCUUCUGUCCUCCGCCAAUGUGCUUCGCCGGGAAACCUUCCCCCGCACGCGCCGCUGCUUGGACAUGUACUGUUUGGCUGUUGGAAUCGCUGGAGUUGCACCGCAGCAUUUGUUCUACAGACUUCACUACUGGGCCUGGGCAUUUGAGACGCGGAAAGCUAUCCGAGAGGUAGGGCCGCCCAUGCCCACCCCAGCAUCGACUCAGGUAGGGCAGACGAUUUGCCAGGCUUGGUCAAGUUUGAAGAGCGGAGUUGCCCCUUGUGAGAAGCUGUCAACAUCUACGACAAGUCACUGGGCCAUCAUAUUGUUUGUCCUGUCCGUGGGAGUUGGUGGAUUCUGGUGGCUCGGGAUCGACGGCGCAAAGAACAUUUGGGACUCUUCCUGCCGGCGAGUGCGGCGAGGGUGGGCAGAAGUGUACGAUCUCUUGCAGAAACUUGUGCAAGUGGAAGAAACUCCAUCAAGUCGAUCGUGAAGCAAUUGAAGCAGAUGCGCAUCGUGCUGUGCUGCACAGUGGCAACUGCGGCUGUACAUAGAUGAUAGACUGCCUUCCCUGCGCUGGCAACACUUGACAGAGCGGGCAAUCCCAAGUUGGGACAGGCCCUCAAUCCCAAAGUCACGCGGUUGGAGUCUGAUUUGCCUGGGCCUACAGCUUCUUGACUUCCAGACCUUUACCGCUUUGCGCAUGGUUGCAGAG
Messenger RNA from Effrenium voratum, 1035 nucleotides. The record is from the annotation of a GenBank genome assembly. Lineage: Eukaryota; Dinophyceae; Suessiales; Symbiodiniaceae.